CUUCUAAGGUCUGAUCGCAAACUUGACUCCGCUGUACGGACAAGUCUUGCUUCUUCACAAGGUCUUCUCCAAGUCUUUCAGAUUCCAAUUUCAAAGCUGAGGACGACGACAAGGAAACCAUACAAAGAAGCUCAAGCUCGAGAUGGGCUUUGUGGGUCUCGUUCAAUUUUCCCUUCAAUGCUUUGAUGUUCUUGCAUGGCCUCUACUUUCUCUGGUGUAUCCUCUAUGUUGUUCCAUUAGGGCGAUUGAGUCCAAUUCUGUUUCAGAUUCUCAGAAGUUGAAUACUUAUUGGGUUGUCUUCUCAUUGAUUCUGCUAUUUGAACAUGCAUUUAUGAAGCUCCUAAAAUGGCUCCCACUGUGGCCAUACUUUAGGCUAAUCAUUGUCUUCUGGUUGGUGAUACCUCAUUUCGGUGGUGCAUUUUAUGUCUAUAAACACCUUAUCUGUCCAUGCCUCUCCACGGACCUCCAAAUUGUUGUCAACUGGUUCAACAAGCGGAAGAAAUCCUCGUUUAACAGCAACAAUGUUUUUACCGAGGUGGAGAGAUAUGCACAGGAGAAAGGACCUGAGGCUCUAGAAAAAGUUGUUGCUUCCAAAUCUGAGAGAACAAAGUCAAAUCCCGAUGCGAAAGAGUUCAAAGCAGUUUCAUCUCUGGAGAAUAAAGAGGUUAGUCAGGCAGAGCCUAAUCUCACUGGAACUGAAAACAGCAGAUUUCCCAGUAUGGAUAUUAAAGAAAAGGCCGUUGGGAUUGCAUCAGAGAGAGGAAUUUUGAACAUUCCACCUUCAGAGAAGGUUCAGGAGUGGACAAGUGCAGUCAGUCAGGUAACGACCCAAAGUGAUACAUCUUUUAACUCCUACCCGGAUGGUAAAAUACACAAGGCUGUAUAUGAGAAACUGAAAAUAGAGAACAAAGCUGAAGCUAAGCUCACUCAGAUGGAAAACGGUACAUUUGCGACCAUGGAGACUCAAGAAAAAGUUGUUGAGGUUGUUACAAGUAGAGAAGUUAUUGAGUCUGCCCUACAAGUCCAGAAAGAGUGGACUUGUGCUCUCUGUCAGCUAACAACUCAAAGUGAAGCAACUUUGAACUCCCACCUCCAAGGCAGAAAACACAAGGCAGCAUGUGUGGCACUGAAAGCAAAGAGCCAGCCAAUUGCGCCAAAAAUUGCCCCGGCUUCUACUGCAAAGGAAUCUAAUCAACCUAACAAGGAGCGAGGAAAGAGGACAACGAGUGCAUCAAAACAAAAAGUUAUUGUAGAUGAAAAGGUGCAAAGCCAGAAAAAUAGCAUUCCAACUUCAAGGACAAAGACUUCUGAUAAAUCUAAAAAGGAGCCAGCAGAAGGUGCAUCCAUCAAUGGAGGCCAACAACGAAAUCGGAAUGAGGUUCCAAGCAAGAAGGAUUAUCGUAUUUGGUGCAAAAUUUGUAAUGUGUACUGCCCUGGUGAGAUUGACUUGGCAUCUCAUGUCAGUGGAAGGAAGCACGAGAAAAAUGUGCUAGAACAACAACAGAAGGCAAAUAGUGUUCCAAGAAUGAAUGGUCCCCCUCUGUGGUGCAAGAUUUGUAAUGUAGGCUGCUAUAAUGAGGGUAACAUGGUAUCUCAUCGUAAUGGAAGGAAGCACUUGGAUCUUGAAUCGACUGGAAUGUAAGGGUUGUGGACAGAUAAUGUUGGUUCCUCGCAUUACUCAUAAAGAGCGUAGG
Messenger RNA from Prunus mume (Japanese apricot), 1694 nucleotides. The record is from RefSeq and is a predicted model, not a curated record. Lineage: Eukaryota; Viridiplantae; Streptophyta; Magnoliopsida; Rosales; Rosaceae.